AUGGUCAAAUACACGAAUCAUCAUAACUAUGAACUUGCAAUGUUUGAUGAUUCUGUCAAUCAAUGGCCUUUUAUCAGACAUAAUGAAGAAAGUUUGUCAUGCACUGCAAAAGUUUCUAAAAUCAUAGACUCCAGUUUCAAGGUCAACCUGACUGAAUCAUCAGACCAGUGCAAGGUCACUUGGAAAUCAAAAGAAAAGUGGCUUCUGUGCAGAGGAUACAAAGAUUUCUCUUCAAACGAGAGGCCUCGUCGAUACUUCUUCAACCUAGCAAACUGCCAUGGAGGAGAAGUACCCGGAAUUUGGAAUGUGACUUACACACUUCAUAUGACUAACGGACUUAAGAGCUUGGAUUGGGAAUUUUCUUAUGAUCAGAGAUAUUUGAUGGUGACUGAUCUUGGAUUUUUAUUCUCAUAUCUUGGAAUACUUCUAGUAGCAACCGUCAACCAUGUAACUCUGUUCAGGAAGCAUCUUCUCCAUGUGACCUACAGACUGUUCUACCUUAGUCUCAGUCUUCAGCUGAUUUCUCUACUACUCCACUGCAUUGCCAUGGGUUGCUUCUCCAAUAAUGGGGUCAGUCUUCCCAGGUUGAACAAUUCAGCUGACAUACUCCAUGGCCUAUCUAGUGUGAUAUUUGUAGCACUCCUCUUCUUGGUUUCCAAAGGUUAUACAGUUACUAGGACCCGAAUGAGUUUUAAUGGUUCCAUUCAGCUAGCAAUCUUUUGUCUCUUGUAUGCUGUGUCCUACCUGAUCUUCUCCGUCUAUCAGACCAUACUGGUGGAUCCUAGAGAUAUCCUAGCUCAGUAUAGUAUCCAGGUUGCAGCUGGUCCAAUUAUUUGUCGCAUUGCAGGUCUUGUUUGGACCCUUCAUGGGGUAUACUUCACUGUCAAACGUCAUCGCAAUAAGCUUGUCUUCUAUCUACCCUUUGCUUGCUUCUUCUCAUUAUGGUUUAUGAUUGAGCCUGUGGCUCUCAUUCUCGCUCUCUCAUCUGUGUUUCCUAAAAUGGACAGUUCACUGAUCCUCAACGGUCUCCAGCUUCUGACAGCAUUUCUUGGACAUGCCUACUUCCUCUUCCUAUCAAUGCCUGUAACACUCAAUAAGAGUUUCCCAUUUCAUCUUCCAGUCUCAAAGGUUGGAGUCCUUCCUUCUUCUGAAGGUGUUGGGGCUCUCUAUAAACCCUCUGAAGAGCACUAUGAUGUAUUCUCCAAUGGAAGCCCUAACUCGGCCAGAGGAACAGUCAAAUCUGUCAAUUCUUGCUCUUCAGACCCUAUCGUACUACCACCAGUCUUCCUCCAUGAUGCCUCAUUUGAUGAACAGAGAAGGCAGAGUGUCAAUACUCGCGUUGCUUCAACGAUGCUGACAACAAGACUAGCAAUGCCUACCCCUCCCAAAGAAUCUAAAAGUGAACCACAGCUUCUUCCAGUGACCAGCCCAUCGGGUGGCUUCUCUGUCUUCUGUGCGAUGGCUGAAACAUGCAAUCCACAACAGGUAACAGACAUGUUGAAAAUAGAAUCUAUUUCAUAG
This is a messenger RNA of Lytechinus pictus (painted urchin), 1521 nucleotides long. RefSeq names its product transmembrane protein 145-like. Gene Ontology annotation, biological process: response to pheromone; G protein-coupled receptor signaling pathway. The transcript is spliced from 13 exons. Bases 1 to 1521 code for a protein of 506 amino acids. Lineage: Eukaryota; Metazoa; Echinodermata; Echinoidea; Temnopleuroida; Toxopneustidae. The record is from RefSeq and is a predicted model, not a curated record.